This is a messenger RNA of Wyeomyia smithii (pitcher-plant mosquito), 4668 nucleotides long. RefSeq lists its product as uncharacterized. The record is from RefSeq and is a predicted model, not a curated record. Gene Ontology annotation, cellular component: cytoplasm. Gene Ontology annotation, biological process: signal transduction; regulation of GTPase activity. NCBI's taxonomy places the organism in Eukaryota, Metazoa, Arthropoda, Insecta, Diptera, Culicidae. The transcript is spliced from 7 exons. The coding region runs from base 833 to 4516 and encodes 1227 amino acids.
GGUCACGCCUGUCAGUCGGCGUCGGACAAUUUGCGAGUGAAGAUGGGUCCAAAUCGGAAUCGGUUGCGACAAGUGUUCUCCGGUCCGGUCGAAAGCUGUUGGUGGAUAAGUGAAUUAUCCAAAACGUGCAAACUUGUUAGAUGUUACUAAUUAGUGCAGUGCUCGCUGAGAAAGUAAUGGAAAUUGAAUCUAAAUCAUGCAUUAGUUGUCCAUAAAAAUUGAAAAACAAAUAUAAUAAUGUGAUAAAACGAAAAGAUAUAAGAAAUAUAAAUUGUAAUAAUAGAAUGUUAUACAGUGACAAUCGAAUACCAAUCAAUUUUUUACGGAUUCAUAAUACGCUAACUGUGAAACAUACAGGCCUUUAUACACCAAAACCCCCACUAUGAGUCUCUAUGAUUCAUACCGUGUAUCAUUUAUUUGCUUUAAAUUGGUUGAUUAAUUACGGCGAGAUGUAUUCAUUUUUAAUCCUACGCAACCAAGAACUGUCCGGCAAGAGACGAGCCAGAGUGGAAAUUCUGAGAGCUGCCCUUUGAGCUCCGGCUGAGUCCGCUUGAUUGAGCCAAUUAGUGUCGGAGCUGUUGGGUGCUAGCGAUCGAGCGGUGCUCUUUCUGGGAACGACCCGAAGCGAACGACGGGCAAAUGAAUGAAAUGCAUUUAUCGUGCCACACUACCCGGGGCAAACUGUAUUCUCAAUAGUUGAAACAAUCGGCCAUAAAACCGUGUUCGAGUGAUCAUUCGGUAGCUCCCUGGACGCAGGCAACUAGUGCGCGAAUAAAAGUGCGCGAUAGUGCAGAACGUGACAGCAAAAGAGAAUCCGAUCAAAAACAUUCUAAUGAUGUCAACAAAUUCCGAACCGGCGAGUCAUUUGCUGCCGUCGGUAAGUGGUGGUAGCAUUCUGAGCUUCAGCAGACAAUCCUCGGAAUCGCCGCUGCCAGCAGGAUCGACGUCAUCGUUGCUAGCUCAACAAUCACAGCCACUGGAGCUCGGCUUGGAAAGUGGCAAAUUGCAUGCGCUGACGGUAGACAGCAGCGAACACACUCACCGAGAUGACGGUUGUGCUAGUCUUGAUGAUCAUGAAGAUGAUAAUGAUAAUCGCAGUGAUGACGACAGCGAAGGCAAGUGGUAUCGGCUCCGCAGCAGCGUUUGUAGCGCUGGCCACGGCAGUAGUGAACGUUUACUCGCUCGAAACGACGGCGAUCGCGAUCGUGUUCAAGCCUGCAUCGAAGAUUGCUGGAUCCCGAAUAUUAUCUACGAGAAUGUCGCGAAUAUUCAGCCGCAAAUUUUGAACGGUGGUUGUGGUUAUGGGAAACUGAGAAGAUGCGAGGAGAAUAUUUAUGAGAAUAUUUGCGAAGAUUGCGGUAGGCUGUACAGUGCGGAUAAAUGUGCCUUCUGUGCGGUAGAAGACGAAAUCGAAGCGGAUCGGACAAAGAAAGCCAAUAAGUACAGUGCCAAGUUCCAGGAAUUUUUCGGUAAUUUUUGGACGAAACCAGUCCGGUUUGGUGGUAGUGGAAGCAUUGCAGCGACCGGGACGAUCCACGGCAAGCGGAAGCUGUGCAAGAGUGACAUUGUGCACAACGUGAACGGUUUCGAGGAUGUGUUUCGCACCAACAAAUCAUUCGACCUCGGCGAGAUCUGUCGGAUGCGUAAUGACGCCCGCUCGUCGGAACUGAUUGUCGCUGUGACGGCGAGCUCGCCACCCCAGCAGCCCAGCAGUGUCGGUGCCGAACGAGUGCCGCGGCACAAAAGUGAGGAUCAUUUGGCGUCGUCGGUUGCUUUGGAGUCAACCGCCGAAGUUUCGCGUGCAGUACUACCACAAUCAACGACGACGACGACGGCGGAAACGAAAGACAGCGGCUGCCAGCGACUGAAAGUGAGAAGUGCCAGUGAAAACUUGAUCGAUUUUUCCACGCCGGAGAGAAGAAAUGAAACCAUUUACGAAAAUUUACUGGCCCCAAAUCGGCCCGAAUCGGGCGGCUGCGAUGGACUGCUGCAAACCCCUCCCGCAGUCAGCGAGUGGAUGAUGUCAUUGCUGGUGGAGACCGAAGAUUAUGCCGAUGAUUUUGAGGCGACUUAUCACGUGAAAAGCAUUCCGUCCGUUACCUUUAAUGAUGUUAGUGUGGUGAGCUGCUGGAGCACAGUUAUCAACGGAAGAAAGUGGUUCAACUGUGGGAACGAACAAGACAUUAGCUAUAAGAUUGAAGAGUUUCGACAGAAUGUAAGAAACAAUCGGUGCAAUCAGCGUUGCGAAUCGGAACGAGGGGAGUUGUGUGAUCCAGUGAUAAUUUCUUUUCGUAACUCAAUUUUUGAAAAUGAGAACACUGAUCAGUCGAAGCCGAAGAACGUUGCGGGAGAUAAGCCCGAAGAAAGUGCCAUCGGGUUGUUGAAUGUUUUCGAUACCGUCCAUUAUUUGGGAGAGGCGCGCGACGACGCUUGCCAAAACAUUACCGUUGCUGAUACGGGUGGAGGAGCUGUGAAUGACGUGAUAAGACCAUAUCGGUCACAGGUAUACGGGCACGGGUGCACGCGGACGGUGGUAGAGCGGCUAUCGCCUGGCAAACAGUACUCAGCGAGAGACGAUAGUAAAAAACGCUUACUGAUACGAAAACAUUUACUGGCGAUUAGUUUGUGUCGGGUUGUGAUUUCGUACGAACGUCGUUUGAAAGUGUUCUGGCUGGUUGCAGCAUUUCAAAAAGUGGCGCAACAGCAGCGCAGUUUAGUGUUAAAUAAGCACCGGACGUACAUCAGAAUAAUGGCCGACGAAUGUCAGCCGGUAGCCAGUACUCUGCGUGAAUCGAUAGAAAUUGACAAGUAUUUUCGGUUCCUAGAAUCUAACGAAGUCAUGAUUAACUUGGCGGCCGCCAAGAGGCGCCGGCGUCGGAGAGGUGAACUCAUCAAUCCGGAAUUGCAAAGCAAUUCGUCCAAUGAAAUAAGUUGUAGCAGUACCACUAGCGGAGUACAUUCCGACUGUGGGAUUGGUCCUCUGGAUGAACAUAUUUACCAACGAGUUUGGACCUGUCGAACAGAAGGAGCCGAACAGGUGUACGAAUCUCCUCAAGAGCACAUCUAUGAAUACAUCAAACGGAAUUCGACCGUAAAGCCUCGGGAUGAGCACGAGUGGCUGGUGGUGGAUGAUUUCUCUUUUUCCAAAAGUAACCGGAGAAUACACCGACCAGCCCCGCCAAUCCCAAACCGUAACGUACGACAUCCGCUGGAUCGAUACAAGAAUGUUUGCAUUCUCUAUAAUCCAGUAGAGCCAAAAAAUAAUCGAAUAGUGUACGAUUACCGGCGUGAUUACAUUUUCGACUAUCGUAGUCUGACGAAAGAUGACGUACCAUCGGCGACAGACUCCGGUGCGUCAUCUUCCGGGGAAGAGGACGAGGAAGACGAUGAAUUGGAGUUUUGCGACAGCUAUCCAGAAUCUGAAGACGACGACGGCGACACAGCGGGUGCACAUUACUCGACCGUCGAUUCUCGCGAAAGUCGAGGUAAAUACAGCUGUUACGCGAUCCCGGAUUGUGUCCAGUAUUGGAAAUUCAUGCUGCUCAAUGUAAACUACAACGACGACGAGGAAGACGUGGUAAUGACAGAAACUACAUUAGCCGUGAUAGAGGAAAACACCGACAAGUGCCCUCCAACACCGGGCGAUCAAAGCCCUAAAGUAAUUACCCAAACACCUUCCUCACCUUCCGUUUUAAGCCCACCAGGUAAUCCAGCUGCUUUACGGAUAAAUGGCAAAUCGCAAAUCCCCACUGCCGACAGCUGCCCUGGAACGUACAAAUCUAAAAGUACGGAAAACCUGCCGGAUGUCACUCCUCAGGAAAAGGAAAAAUCACCCUCCGCCGGCAAGCGAGAAUGGCUCCGGGAUAAGGUGAAAGCCGUCCUGCCGCUCAGUUCAUCGCGACACCCCGAGGAGGGACUGGUUUUUGGUGUAGAGCUGGACCACGUGGAAAGGGACGAAAAGCUACAGAUACCCCGAUUCCUGUUCGAGGUAACGGAAAUUCUCAAAGAACACGAGUACAUCAACACCAGUGGAUUGUACCGAGCAUCGGGAAAUAAAAAUUCCAUUGAAAACAUCAAGAAGAAACUGAACGAGAAGCGUUCUCCGAAAAAAUACGAGUUCCUCAAGAAGCAGGAUGUCCACUCGCUAACGGGCUCGCUUAAGCUGUUUUUUCGGGAGUUGAAGUCUCCGUUGAUAUCGAGGGAUGUCUACGAACAAUGUGUUCUUAAAACCAAAGAUGAAGCCGAAGCCAUUGAUAACAUCAAACUAGGUCUAGUGAAAAUGGAAACCAUUCAUAGAAAUACGUUGAAGUACCUCAUACGUCAUCUAAAACUUGUGCAUCAGCAUAGUGACGUGAACAUGAUGAACUCGUCCAACCUGGCGAUCGUGUUUGGCGCGUGCCUCUUUGCGUCCACGCUCGGGCUGAUGGAAAGCUAUGAAAACAAUGACUUAGGGAAAAUUAAUACGCUUGUGAAGCAGCUAAUCGAUCAUUACGAUAAGAUUUUCUACGAACAGUGAUAGCAAGUUUAAGACAUCAACCAAAAUGUGUGCGCGGUAUCCUCUUUGAGAACGUUAAGGCCGUAAUUUUAGAAUAAUUACAACCACUGUUAUAUAAUCUAGGUAUGUUAUAAAAGUUUUAUUUGGAGCUCUGAGAGGCGAGUGAUUACAAA